Messenger RNA from Fusarium coffeatum, 1938 nucleotides. RefSeq lists its product as uncharacterized. The transcript has a single exon. The coding region runs from base 1 to 1938 and encodes 645 amino acids. The record is from RefSeq and is a predicted model, not a curated record. Lineage: Eukaryota; Fungi; Ascomycota; Sordariomycetes; Hypocreales; Nectriaceae.
AUGUCCUCCCGUGGAGUCCCAGAAGUCCUCUUCAAAAAAGUAGACGAAUACGUCGACUCCCUCGCCCCUCAGAUCCAACCCCGCAUCACCGACGAGCUCGAAACCUUUCAGCAAAAGACCAUCGACAGUCUCGAAGACAAGGUUGUCGACGCCUUUCGCUCGCUGUUCAACAAAGACAAGAACCCUUCUGGUUCAAGGAGCUUGGACGAUAAUGCGCCUGAUGCCUAUGGUGGACAGUCGUUGCCUUUUGCAGACGAGAUUGCCAAGCUCACGCGUAGCUUUACUAAGAACAUUGAUGAGGCGAGUGAUGAUCUAAGGGAUAUUUUCGAUAUCACAGAGGGACAGGGACAGAGUCGGGGUGGAGGCGACGAGACAAGGUCGCGCGGUGGAGGAGAUUCGUCUCGUGGGGGUGGUGGUGGUGGUGCUAAGGGCUUCCUGUCAUUUGCUAUCGACGCCGUGCAGGACCAUCUCGAGAACAACAGCGGCAAAGGCUCUGGAGGUCAAGGCGGCUUUGAGCUUGAUGGCCUUCUAGGCGUCCUCAGCGGCACCGUCAAAGACGCAGCGCGCAACCCCGAAGAGAAAGCCCGUCUCAUCAGCCCCGAGAUCAAAGAACAAGUCGGCCUCAAGCUCCGCGAACAACACGCCCCCAUCGCCGAACAAUUCACACGCAUCGCUCUCGACCACAUCAAGCGCUGGCUUCGCGGAAACACGAGUACAAGGGAUCUGGGAGACGGUGUCAAGGGCGAGAUCGAGGACCAGGUCAAGGAUCUCGUCAAGGGACUUGGAGGACUGUUUGGGAACAAGAAGUCUAAUGAGGGUGCUUCGAGGGGCUUUGGGGAUGAUGGUGGUGAUCGUGCUCGUGCUGAUGGGGAUGGGGAUAGUGGUGGUUUCUCAAAGGUCAUUAGUGACAAACUCAGCACAGGAAUUGCGCGCGUUCACAGAGAAGUCCGCAUUGAGUUCCGCAAGAUCCUUGGUGGUAUCGAGAAGCAACUCUUUGAACUCCUCCCCGAUCAAUUCCAGCGUCCUCUGGAGAAGAUCCUCGGCGGCAACCCCUUCGACUCCCAGCUCGACCGCGAUGCAGGACCGGGGCACUCGGCCGACCGCGGCUUCGGCGACGACAUCAAAGCGAAGCUCGUCAACAAGAUCCGCGGUCUUGUCCGCAAGGUCCAAGAGACACUACGCGAGAGCAUUCUAGGUGUCGUCAACGGAGGACACCGCAAGUUUGAGCGCCAGAGUUGGUUCUUUGUGCAGAACAUGGUGGAGAUGAAGGUGCAGAAGUAUCUACCCAAGGUCAAGAUCUCUGUGCCUGAUGAUAUCGGUAACGAGGGUGUUAGUGUUGGAGAUCCUUCUGCUGCGAACCUUGGUGGUGCGAACCAGCCUGUGCCGGCUUCGCAGGGAGGUUCGGGAGGGUAUGGGGCUCCGGCACAGCAGCCGUAUAAUCCUCCUUCGCAGUUCCAGGAGGGUCAUCGACCGAAUCAGAGUCAAGACUACAACAGGCCGCAGGGCCAUGAUGACUAUAGGCCCCAAGGCAACGAUAGUUACAGACCCCCAGGCAACGAUAGCUACAGACCUCAGGGAAAUGACGGCCACCGACCCCAAGGAAAUGAUAGCUACCGACCUCAAAGCAACGAUGGCUACCGACCCCAAGGACAGGGUGACUACCGACCCCAAGGGCACGACGAGUACCGACCACAGCACAACCAAUCUCAUCAAGAAUACAGACCUUCGCACCAAGAAGGAUACCAGCAGGAUCAGUACAGGCCUCAACAGCACCAAGAGUACCGCCCCGAUCAGUAUCCUCCUCCGCCCCAGCAGCAUCAAUCUGGUGGCUACAACCAAGGCUACCAGCAAGACCAAGGAUAUGGACAGAACCGAGGGCACAACCCAGACCAAGGCUAUGGUCAGGGUCAAGGAUACGGCAACAACCCUCGCUACUAG